UCGAAUCUAGUUCACAUACGAUUUUUAUUUUAAUUCCUCGAAAAUAGCCAAUUCCAAUGGGAACGUCUGAGAAAAUCGACCCGGCGCCUUCGGAAGCACCCCAAACGGACAAAUUCCAACCGUUCACAGUAGAAAUCCUUAGAUUGAUCAAAGACUACCAACAACAGCACGGUCUGCGGCACGGCGACUACCAGAGGUACAGGGGCUACUGUACGCGCCGAAUCGGCCGCCUGCGGAAGGUCUUGAAGCUCCCCCAGGGGGACCGCAGGCACUUCAAGAAACGCGACGUCACCGAAGCCCACGUGACGAGCCCCAAAUCCGACGAGCGAUUCCUCCACAUUCCUUUAAUGCUCUCCGAACGGUGCUGGUCGUACGCCAUGCAACUCCGACAGGAAUCCAACACGGAGCCCAGGAAGAAGUUCCAUUUAGUGCAGAAGCUCCGGAAGGCCUGCGUGUACGCUCUACAGCUCGACGAAUUGUGCAAACAAGAGCGAUGCGAUGUACGCACGAAACUCGAAUCGCAAGCCUACCUGGCCUGGAUCCAGGGCUCGUUGCAAUUCGAGCUGCAAUUGUGGCCACAAGCGGCCGAGAACCUCAAGAAAGCGCAGCUCAUCUACGAGAAGAUCUCGAGCACGUUGCCCGACGAGCUGCAGCUGCCCUACAAGCAACGAUCGGAGGAGAUCGGCCCCAGUUUGCGCUACUGCGCCUACAACAUCGGCGACGAGAAGGCGGUGGAUUUGUUGGAGUUGCGCAGCCAAGGCGUGCUGGAGAACUUCGAGGCUUUGGUCAGUCAAACGCAGGAGAAAACUGAAGAUGUUUUGUACGAGGUGAAAUGGUUCGAUGCGAUCGUACCGGUGAGGAUCGAGCGAAUUAGAUUGUUCCUGGUGAGCAUCGAGGGGUUGAAGGAGUCGCUCGAGCACGCCGAAGACAGCCAGGCGAGGAUCAAGAUGUUGGAGAAUCUGUUUAUCGAUCUCAGGGAUAUCGUGACGUUGGCCAGAGAGAGCGUUCGUAACGAUAAAUUGACCGUUAAACAGACGAAGGAAUGUCAGUUGUUGUUGGCCUAUUUGCUGUCGAUUCGAGUCGAAAGGACUUCGCAGAGGAAUUUGAUUUUGGUAUUGCAAACGAGGAAACCGCAGGAUUGCGUUCGUCUGCUCGACAUUAACAUACAACAAACCAACGAGAUAUCUCAAAACGAGGCAAUCAAAGACAACGAGCGUGUUCGAAAAUACUACGAAUCCCAAAUGAGAGCUUACAAAACGAUCAGAUCGUUUUAUUUGGGUAAAGUGCACGCGGCACAGAAACGUUGGAAAGAAGCCGCCAUUUUGUUCGAUUCUUCUAAUAAAUCCGCUCGAGAUACAAAACAAGUAGGAAACUUCGUAUCGGAGCUCGACGAGUUGCUGAAAACCGUCAAGGAAAAGGCCGAAUUAGAGCUGGCAGCCAGCAAAGCCAACUUGAUAUUGGACCAGCAACAGGAGGACGUUCCGUUGCAAUUCCCCCAAAAGACCUACAAGAGCAAAAAACCGCUGUACGAGCGUUUGGACGAAUUCAGGGAGGAUCCGCAAUUGCUAUCGAAAAAUCCCAAUUUGGUAACGUUACCGCCCCAAAUGGAGCCGGUCCCUGCGAAACCGCUCUUCUUCGAUUUGGCCUUGAACUUUGCGGAAUUCCCCGAUCUUACGGAGAAAUUGGAGGGGUCCCAGCCGAAGCAGAAACAAGGAGUUGGUAUAUCCGGGUUCGUUAAGGGCCUGUGGGGUUGGGGAAAAUGAAUAUUUAGGAUUGGUUUAUUGUUUAAUUUUCAUAGGUUAUAUGAAUAAAAUGGAUUUAUAUUAG
This is a messenger RNA of Phyllotreta striolata, 1827 nucleotides long. The record is from the annotation of a GenBank genome assembly. Lineage: Eukaryota; Metazoa; Arthropoda; Insecta; Coleoptera; Chrysomelidae.